Messenger RNA from Chironomus riparius, 1487 nucleotides. The record is from the annotation of a GenBank genome assembly. Lineage: Eukaryota; Metazoa; Arthropoda; Insecta; Diptera; Chironomidae.
AAAACAAGUUUAAAAAUACACUAAAAAUAAAGAAAAAGCUUUAUUAAGUUUUUUAAUUAAAUUAAGCGUUAAUAUAUUGAUCUUGUUAAGUUAAUUAAAAGCAAAGAUGCCCAGUGAAAUGAUAACACUACAAUUAGGCCAAUGUGGUAAUCAGAUUGGUUUUGAAUUUUGGAAGCGAUUAUGUCUUGAACAUGGCAUAUCUCCAUCGGGUGUUCUUGAGGACUUUGCUACAGAUGGGCCUGACAGAAAGGAUGUCUUCUUUUAUCAGGCUGACGAUGAUCAUUACAUUCCAAGAGCAGUCCUUCUAGAUUUGGAGCCUCGAGUUAUUCAUACAAUAAUGCAGUCACAAUAUGCAAAAUUGUAUAAUCCAGAAAACAUUUAUUUGUCAAAGGAUGGAGGAGGUGCUGGAAAUAAUUGGGCAAGUGGAUUCAGUCAAGGAGAGAAGUUGCAAGAAGAAAUCUUUGAUAUAAUUGACAGAGAAGCUGAUGGAAGUGAUAGUUUAGAAGGAUUUGUUCUUUGUCAUUCAAUUGCUGGAGGAACUGGAAGUGGUAUGGGAAGUUACAUCAUGGAACGUUUAUCAGAUCAUUUCCCAAAGAAAUUAGUACAGACAUAUAGUGUCUUUCCAAAUCAAGAUGAAAUUAGUGAUGUUGUAGUUCAACCUUAUAAUUCCUUAUUAACGUUAAGAAGACUUACAAGCUGUGCUGAUUGUGUUGUAGUACUUGAUAACACAGCAUUAAAUCGUAUUGCUACUGAUCGUUUACAUCUCGAAAAUCCAUCAUUUACUCAAAUUAAUACUCUCGUCAGUACAAUCAUGUCAGUAAGCACAACAACAUUAAGAUAUCCAUCAUACAUGAAUAAUAACUUAAUUGGACUCACAGCACCGCUUAUUCCAACACCACAGCUUCAUUUCUUAAUGACUGGAUAUACUCCAUUAACAACUGACACUGAUACUGUCAAUAUCCGAAAAACGACAGUUUUGGAUGUUAUGAGACGACUUUUACAGCCAAAGAACAUGAUGGUAUCAACUGGACCAGAUAAGUCAAAUCAUCACUGCUAUAUCUCAAUACUCAACAUAAUUCAAGGUGAAGUUGAUCCAACUCAAGUCCAUAAAUCACUUCAACGCAUUCGUGAAAGAAAAUUGGCACAAUUUAUUCCUUGGGGUCCAGCGAGCAUUCAAGUUGCUUUAUCUAGAUCCUCUCCAUACGUUCAAAGCAGUCAUCGUGUAUCUGGUCUGAUGCUUGCAAACCACACAAGUAUUUGCUCAUUAUUCGAAAGAGCAUUAAGUCAAUAUGAUAAGCUUCGCAAACGAGGAGCUUUCCUUGAUCAGUUCCGCAAAGAAGAAAUGUUUAAAGAUGAUUUAUCGGAACUUGAUGAAUCUCGUGAUGUUGUUGAUUCUCUUGUUCAGGAAUAUGAAGCAGCAACUCGAAGCGAUUACUUACAAUGGCAAGCCAAAAAGGAUGUGGAAUAAAAUCUUCUUGCAGAAUCUC